Molecule: messenger RNA, 528 nt
Organism: Botrytis porri
Lineage: Eukaryota; Fungi; Ascomycota; Leotiomycetes; Helotiales; Sclerotiniaceae
Exons: 1
Coding region: 1-528 (175 amino acids)
Source: RefSeq, a predicted model, not a curated record
AUGCGAUCUUACGACUCAAGAGGACCCGAGUAUCCUGGAAGGGCAUUAAUUCCAGGGUGGCGUCGACAAGCUCAAUUAGAAUUCCUUCUCCGAAUCAUCAAAUCUUACAAUUUAGAGCUUAAGCGCUACAAAUUCAGUGGCGAUGCAGAGGUCUUGGAUAUCGAAAAUGAUAUUUACGAGAAUAUAAAGUUGUUAGGAAAUGAUGGAUAUUUACCUACAGAUAUUGUCGAGUUGGCGGAACGCCUUCAACGUGAUGCUCAGCCGACAAGAGGUGUUUUUCGGCUGUUUCAAUUCGCCUAUCAGGUAGUUACGGGCUCGGAUUUCAACAUAAGUUUCUACCACAAUAGGAUUGACGAUAGAAUAGCCGCACGAAACCGCAUCAACGGGUUAGACAGCAAGGUUUUGAAUGAACGUAAGAAAGUCAGAUAUAAUGCUCUCGUCGAUAUGAAGAAUGACUGUCAGCCAGAUCGUGGCCAAACCGACAACGCAAACAGCUUGAAAGAACUACUUGAUUGGAAAGAGACCUGA